AUGAGGGGUACACAUGAAGAUUCCUAUACUUUCUACAAAUUAGAUGUGGUGUCCUUAUAUCCAUCUGUACCUGUUUUUGAAGCCAUAAUGCUUGCUAACUCCUUGAUCAUCAAAAAGGGUUUUAGUAUACAACAAGUGCUAGACAUACAUGAUGCGCUGACAUUCAUCACUGAGCACAAUUAUUUCCUUUUCAACAAGAGCAUCUACUUGCAGAAGCCAGGAGUUCCUAUGGGCUCCCCGCUAUCUGUAGUCUUGGCCAAGCUCAUUAUGAGAGAAAUCAAGCUUAGAAUUUUCAACUCCCCUCUUACCACCAGUUAUCUGUCUCUAUACUUACAUUAUGUCAACGAUAUCCUAAUAGUAUGGGAGAGUACAGAGGAGGAGUUUAUCAAAUUUGUGCAGCAACUCGCAAGCAUAUACCCUACUAUCAGUUUCACUUGGGAGAGGGAGCAUGAGGAAUCAAUAGCGUUCCUGGAUCUGCAUAUACAAAAGUUGGUUGAGGGGCUGCAAUUUGCCAUUCAUCGCAAAUCUGAUGUGUUACCGUAUAUUAUCCCGGCAGAAGCUUUCCAACCGUCGCGGUACAUCAAUGCCGCCAUUGCUGCACGCGUUAGAAGAGCAUUACUGCUUCUGUCGACGCAGCUAGCAACAAAAAUCGAAUUAGACAUCAUCAGAGUAGUGGUAUUGCUUGCAGGAUUCACGCAUUGCAAAUAUGAACAUGUGCUUCAUAAG
Molecule: messenger RNA, 726 nt
Organism: Centruroides sculpturatus (bark scorpion)
Lineage: Eukaryota; Metazoa; Arthropoda; Arachnida; Scorpiones; Buthidae
Exons: 1
Source: RefSeq, a predicted model, not a curated record